CAAAAUGGUCAAACGAACUAGCCUGGCCUCCCAUCGCAAAUGCCAAUUUUCAUAAAUAGUUGGGUUCAUUUGCUGUCAAACACUUAAACCGAUGUAACGCGAAUAAAGCUGCAGGAUCCGAUACAACAUCAAUAGUAGUGCUGGGUAUAAGUGGUUGGCCGGUAAAAAUAGAGACAUACGAAGCAGACGGUACCGGUUCAUGGUCAACUAGAUCCUAUCCAUUUGGUUUCAUUUGCUGGUUUUCAUUGUUAGUUUCCGUCAAUUAAAAGUGUGCUUUUUGGACAACGUGUGGCUGAGACGAGAACUAAAUUGGAACACAUCUGCAAACCUGAGAACGUUUUGCAAAAAGCGAGUGGCGAAAAACCUCGCCUGGUGAGGAAUAUAUAAGCGAAUAGAAUACAAGACAUCUUCAUGGCUGGUUGCUUUCGGUUAGGAAGACAUGCUUGACGUGCCGGCUGGUGACUUUCGUCCUUAUCGACGAACGAUUUCCGCUCAGUAGUAGCGGCAGGUGUAUUAAAAUAGAGCUGUUUUUGUCGGUAUCCGCCCGCUUUAACCUGUCGACAUAGGAUCCUGUCAAUUGUGAAGUUGAAAAGAAUCAAUAAACGAUUCUUCGAAAAACGUUUUUCGGUACUGAUAUAGUACGGAUCUUUCACUUAGUGCUAGGGAAAAGCAAACUAAAUAGACAAAAUUUCCCAAAGUGCUUUUUUGGCGUACAAUGAAAUCCACUGGUACGCAAAGAUCUUUAGUAAAAAGUGUUGACGAUUCUACCACAAAUCAAGCCGGUGUGCAAAGCCACAGUUGGGAAGGUUCCACUGUCAACAAAUCGAACGGCGAGCAAUUAACUAUGGCCGGAUACCAGCAGCGGGCUCUGUCGCUUCGUAAGCCCCGCAUACAACGGCUUCUGCGUCAUCGAUAUCAGGAGCAACUGGAUCAACCGUCUCUACACUCUGUUGCCAAAGCUAAAAUGAUGUCACGAUUUACACGUAUACAAGUGUUAAGCAUUAUCAAAUUAGCAACCAUGGACAAACUGCGCGAAACGGGUGCAGGUGGACCGAAUGACCCGACCGCUCAGCAACGGUUAUCGACGGAGGGUGGUGGUGCGGGUGGCGGCGGAAAGGCGGCCGGUGACGGAGGUUCCGAUGAGUAUCACCAUCAGUUCUAUAAUACCGGCCGGAUAGGACGCCGGAAUGCACUGCCAGACAUACUGGGGACGCACUGUACCACGACAACGGCCGACCUGUCGACGCAACUGGGUGCUCUCUCUACCUCGGACUGUACGGGCAAAGCAUCCGACGCAAGUAGCAGCAGCAUAGCAGCCGGAAACAACGGUCAGCUCCCACCGACGACAACCGCCACGUAAAGCCAACCAGAAUCUAUCUAUCGGUGAUUCGGCACCGUUAAGUGAACUCUGCGGUAGAAGGUGUCCUCCCUGUAUCUGUGAGCGUAUUCGUAAAGCCAAGGCAAACGUCCGAUAGAAAACUGUUGGCUCACAAGCGAAGGAACGUUUUCAACAUUGUCCAGCCAGGGAGCGAUAUAGCCGGUUUGUGAUGGAGCAGCAGUCAGUAGAGAGGAAGGGCGGGAAGUUUCUCAGUUAAUUUAUUUAUUUUUCACACCUUGAAUUCGUUAUUCAGGAUGUUAUUUGAAGUUUGUAGUGGACGCGGAUAGAAGAAAGCACAUUGAGCAUUUAGGAAAAAAAAGCAACACAUUUAGACAACUCUAAGAGCCAAAGAUAUGCGUUCCGAGGUGGACAGUUGAAUCGGAAACAUGGUGGUGAAUAUUUUUGAUAGCUAGGUUAGAUGCUUUUUGUACGCGAAAUUGGCUCAGUUUUGUAGCUAGGAUUAUGAACGUAGCGGAGUGCAUAUUUAUUCCACGCGGAACGAUGCCUCCAAUCUAGGACGAUGUAUAUGUAUCUAUUAAACCAGCGCCAAUCCCAUGAAAGACGGUGUCGGUGGAGUACGGACGAUACUCUUUGACGUGAUCUCUUGAUAGAUUUGUUUGUCUUUUUUCCACAUUAUUACGCAUCAUUUGCAAUGCAGUGGAAUGAAUGACAAUUGAUUGCAAAAGGAAAGUUUAUAACCUUAACAGUAUGGUUUGCUUACGCUUUAGGAUUAUUGUUUUAUAAUGAUGCUCGAAACAAACAAAAAAAAAAACGCUCGUGGUCCUUUUUUGGUUGUGUGCAUCAAAAUUAUUAAGCACUAGUAGCAUAAUGUAUUUUUGUGCUUCACUUCCUAUUCUCCUUCACAUUUCAAAGCAAGUUCUAUAUUGAUGCGCAAAAAAUGCAUGUUCCUUACGUUGUUGCUUUGUCGUUUAGAUAUUAUCUAGACCUUUAGGUGUAAGUGAAAUUGAAAGGCAGAGAGUAGUCAACAGAGAUCGAAAAGAUGUUUAAUGUGAUCUAGACUAGCUUUAGUUUAUUAUUUGCACACAGACGUAUUACAGGGCGAACAUCCUUUAGUAUCGAUUAAAAAAAAAAGUUUUUUUUAAAUGUUUACCGAUAUUUGUUAGCUUUUAGCACCAAUGGACAAUGUUUUCAUCAACGUGUUUAUAAGUUGGAUUAUUAAUCAAUGUUAAUUGCUGCCUCAUUAAAGAAAAGAAAAACAUCACUGAUUUGCUUUAUCAGAAGUCUUGUAACUCCCUGCGAUCGUUGCAUGAAUCUGUUUGUUCCUUAGACUGCACUCCAUUGGAAAACAACGAAUUUUGGCACUCGCGUCGCACUAAGAAAUGCUUAUUAUGUGAAGUGAUAAAAUUAUUCAUUUGUUUAAUUGACGCGUGUUGUUGAAAGGUUUAGAAAUACCUACGUUUGCUUUAUCUUUCUGCAAAUGCAUACUUCGUAUGUUAUUUUCUACUUUUUCCUCAACGGUACAUCGCCACUGUUGGUACGGGGAGGAUGUGUAGAGGAUGCGCUUAAACCUAAGAAUAUAUCCAUGUGAUAAUUAGACCUUACAUGCACGAAAGGAUACAAUAACACGAGCAAACUAAUGGCAAUUUCUUCGUACGAGCUACACUCCGUUUCUCCCAGCCAUACAAUGUUGUGUUACAAUAUGUUGACGCUCUCUGCAAAGCCGCUAGUUUCCCAUGACUAUUUUCUACGGACCGUUCGGUAUUGUUUCAAUUUCGUUGAACUUUGCUCAGUAUUCAUUUCGAUUCAUCGAAGAAGUUUGUCGUUUUGUUUCAGCUUUUUUGAAUGUUAAAAAUGAUGCUAGAAUGGAUAUGGCGAUUUAAUGAAAACUUUUAAAAAAACACAACACGUUAACAUGAACAAUCGUGCGGUUGACCGGUGCCGGUGAUCUAGAAUCCUGUCGAAUGGGAGAUAUGCACGCUUUGAAAGUAAACAGAAGUGAAUGAUAAUAAGAACAUGCUAACAGAAAAGGAAGCAUUAAAUAAAAUUCACCGUUCUAUAUGUGUCAAUUGUCGAAAUACAAAAAUAAACAAAUUCGGUGAAUGAUUACGCGUAAUACAACAAUUAAGGACAACCUUUAAUUAAAACGCGUGCCACAAAGAUGGGCUACGAAUUGGGGGGAAAAAAAAGUUUGAUAGAAUCUUAAUGUUGCAUGCCGAACCCAAUUAUUUAAAUGAAAUUUACAAAACAAAAAAAUAUAUAUACACAAAGAAAUAGGAUCUUAAAUGAAAACUAAAGAGGAGAAAGCAAAAUGUGGUCGGCGUGCUUAUGAUGUGGAAACAGACAAAAUACAUCACAUGUGAACGAGGAACAGCGAAAUUGGUGUGAAAAUUGUUUCAAAAUUUGUACUAAAUUAUCUAUUCGUUUCUAGCAAUAUGAUCAUCUGGUCGAUCUUUAUUAAUAAUUUAAAAAAAUUACUCGUCUGGUGUGUUGCAGCUUGCCGAGGAACGCAAGGAGAACAAUACAUUUCGAGAAACAUUUUUUUUGGAAACACACCGUAAUGUGGAAACAACAAAAAACACCCCUUUGACACCAUACCGAUCACAUAAAUUUAGCGGCAAAUUGUAUAGAUUUUAAGAGCUGUAUUUAUGCUAAACAGAUAAAAAUAUACAUAUUACAAUGGAUGAAUGAAUAAAAGAAUGACGACGUUAAA
Molecule: messenger RNA, 4049 nt
Organism: Anopheles funestus (African malaria mosquito)
Lineage: Eukaryota; Metazoa; Arthropoda; Insecta; Diptera; Culicidae
Exons: 6
Coding region: 716-1360 (214 amino acids)
Biological process (GO): negative regulation of cAMP-dependent protein kinase activity
Cellular component (GO): nucleus; cytoplasm
Molecular function (GO): cAMP-dependent protein kinase inhibitor activity
Source: RefSeq, a predicted model, not a curated record